Molecule: messenger RNA, 620 nt
Organism: Drosophila innubila
Lineage: Eukaryota; Metazoa; Arthropoda; Insecta; Diptera; Drosophilidae
Exons: 3
Coding region: 1-447 (148 amino acids)
Biological process (GO): sleep; regulation of synaptic transmission, cholinergic; positive regulation of voltage-gated potassium channel activity
Source: RefSeq, a predicted model, not a curated record
AUGGUGUCCGCCGUGAAAUGCAGUUUUGCCGUGGCAGUUAUGAUUAGCUUGGCUUGUUCGGCUUUUGCCAUCAAGUGCUACCAAUGCGAGUCGCUUACAAAACCCAAGUGCGGCCUGAAGUUUGAGGCUGAUGAUAGUAUGUUAUUGGAUUGCUCACAAAUGGGACCACAUCGUAAUGUGCAGAACUUCUUCAUCCAACGCAAUGCAACUGGCUGCAUAAAGAAGACCCUCGAAAGUGGUGUGGGUCAUCCGCAGAUCGUUCGAUCCUGUUACUUCGGUGACAUCAACAACAUUCAGAGUGGUUGCCAGGCGGAUCCUGCCCUGCCCUUCGUCAAGCAGCUGGGAUGUGAUGUCUGUACCAAGGAUGAAUGCAACGGUUCCGCCUCUCUUGCACCUCUGGCCGGAGCCAUUUUGCUGUUCUUUGGCCUAGCCUACCUGUUGGCCUAGAUCUCUUAUCUUUACUUUUGGUCCUAGCUCUAAACAUUUUGUUGUAUUUUUUGCAAUUUGCUUUCUUUGUAUUAACUGCAUUUGAUUUAAUCAGUUCUCAUAGUUAUGAAACAUUAUCGUUUAAAUUUGUGUCUUUCUUAAAUGCAAUUGCAAAAUAAAGUUAUACAUUGUAU